Messenger RNA from Paraglomus occultum, 2001 nucleotides. The record is from the annotation of a GenBank genome assembly. Lineage: Eukaryota; Fungi; Glomeromycota; Glomeromycetes; Paraglomerales; Paraglomeraceae.
AUGUCGAUCAUUUCCCCUAAAUAUAAACUACAGGUUGAGAAUGCACGUGUCAUGGCAUAUUACUACGCCGGACAAAAGCGUAAAGGAGACGCAGAAUUUGGUCGUCCUACAAAGAAGUAUCGGUGUAAUAUUUCAACUGAAGGACCAAUACGCCCAGGGGCCUCUACCUUAGUGUUGCCCUUUCUUGAGCGGAAUAUUUUCACACAGGUGAUAGAUGGGCUUUGUGACGAAUGGAAAUCAUUCAUCAUUCACGGACCAUACCAAUCUGGCAAGACAACAUUCCUGCUUGCACUCGAAAGAGUACUCAAGAAUUCUAAUAUAGAACCUAUAUAUUUUGAAAUGACGGGAGCAAAGGGUAGUAUCAAUAAAUAUGGCUAUGCAGAUGGAUUUACUAGAUUUAUAUCAAAUAUCAUUUUUGAGAAAACACUCGCGGAAGAAGAAUUGUAUAGUCAGAUCAUGAAAAUGGAAAAACGGCUUAUCUUGCUUGCCGAUGAGUUACAAUACAUCUUUACAUCUGGUGGCCUUCUCUCCGUAGUAAAAACUUUCUUUAAAAACAUCACAUCACGCAGUAAUAUUUCCUACGUUGCCGCAGGCACUUUCAAGCUCAUUGAUCUCAUGGACAAUACGACGUAUGGUCCACCCAUGGAAAACGAAUGUCUUGAAUCACCUUUUAACAGGGCCAAGUUCUGUAGGAUACCAUUCUUUAAUGUGCAAGAAAUGGACAAAAUUUUCAAUUUAUAUAAUGAUAAAGUCGACCCGGAUCCGGAUCCUUUGGAUAUCAAACUAAAUAUCAUCCACGAGUCCUGCGGACAUCCUGCGUCUUUCAUGAUUCUUUUAAAAAUCUAUAACGAUAUAGAUAUUCGUCCAGCGACUUUACUCGAUUGGAAAGUGGUAAUAAAGCAGAAUCUUAUCGAAUAUACCAACGGAACUCACAAAAAAAUCAAGAAAUAUCUGAUAUCGAUGAGUGACGAUCAAAAACAGUGUGUUCGCUCACUCACAAACAAUGGGAUAGACACUUGGACGGCAGAUUUGGCCCUUCUCGAUCAUUUAGAGAAAGAUUUGCUUAACUUGGGAUCCUCGUGUCUCUCAACGAGCAAAGUAUUCGAGUCAGACCUGGUUUCUGCUGAAAACUUGCUAAAAUAUGGAUUACAAAAUAUUUAUCCCCCUACGGUCGCGCACGAAUGGGUCCAAAACAAGGAAGGCCCUGCUGAAGCGAGUUUUCAGGCCGCGCUUUAUUCCGUUUUCAAUGGCCUACUUCCCAUGAGUAUGAUGUGCUUGUUUGAAAUAAAUGCCCAUGGCAAAAAAAAACUUGAUCUGUUGGUGGUCAAAGAUAGUGAAAGAUUAGAGAAAUGGGCCGGCUACGAACUAAAAGUCAAGAAGAUAUCUGAAUCGGAUUUUAAAGAACCUCUAAAACAAGCUAAAAAAUAUGCUGAUUAUUUUAAAAUGGACAUUCAUCUCGUCAACUUUUAUCCGGAGAACGUUCACCCAGUAUUUCCAACUAUUGCACGCGUACCUGUAUUAAAUGUUGCAUGCAACACGAAUUGCACAGAAUUUACAAUUCGUUCACCCAAAGAGGAUGAGGGGAUCAAGGAAAAACAAAAAAACCAACCUAUUUUGACAAAUUACUAUAGCAUUACUGGAACCUCAGACAUUGCAAUUAUAGAUAAGAGCUUCUUAGUUAGUUUGUGGUCAGUUGGUGGAUUAAAGGUAGUGUUCGAGUUGAAAAAGAAACUCAUUCGUCAAAACGUCUAUCAAGCUAUAUUAGAGACAAUUUUGGCAAACGCACUUUCAGCUUACGCUGUGUUGGUAGUACUCACUGAUUUGAAAAACAUUUGGCAUUUCUUCUGGCUUCAAGAAUUUGAAAUUACUGAAAUUGUUGUUUAUGACAUACUCGAAGCCAUAACAAUAAUUGAAUGUGCAGUAGCAACUGAAGAAACUCAAGGUCCCAAUACCAAGGCUCCACCAUUUGAUGUAUCAAAUUAUGGAAACUUGAUAGAAUAG